Messenger RNA from Trichechus manatus latirostris (Florida manatee), 1515 nucleotides. RefSeq names its product family with sequence similarity 217 member A (gene FAM217A). The transcript has 6 exons. The record is from RefSeq and is a predicted model, not a curated record. Lineage: Eukaryota; Metazoa; Chordata; Mammalia; Sirenia; Trichechidae. The coding region runs from base 1 to 1515 and encodes 504 amino acids.
AUGGGGAGAAGAAAUGGUGGCAACUGUGGCACCAGUCUGCGUAUGUCAAACAUCUCUCAUGAGAACUUACCUCACUGGAGUUUGGAUUCAGAAGUACCUGUUCCUGAAAAUAAAAACCUCCCACCUGGAAGGGACAGUGCAUCAGGUGGCAAAAUUAACAAGAAUCAUUUGGAAAUUCCAAUAGAUGAGCUGAUGCUAGAACUUAAUUUGUCAGAGCAUGCUCACAAAAGAACACAGAAUAGUAAACAAGGCAUAUUUCACUUAUGGAGUUAUCCUCUUAAUGAAGGAAAUACUGUGGAGAGCAGGGAUUUCCAAAUAUCUUCAGUAGAAACUGGCUUUAAUGUGACCAGUAAUCCCAUAAGGCUCUUCACUCUGAACCACUCCCUAACAAGUGCUGCAGUUGAUAAACAAGUUGGACUGCAACAGCAGAUGCCAUUAGGUCUUUGCUGGCCCUAUGCAGAUGGAGACUUUUUUAAGGACAGAAAUGAACCUUGUAUUAAUUUAUGUUCAGCUGUAGAAAGCAGCAGUAGUGAAACUUUAUCUGCUCUGAAUUGGAAUUUUAAAUAUGGAAACAGCAGUGUGGAAGAAAAUUUAACAGAUGAAAGUGAUUUAUCAGAAAGUGAAAAAGCAAAUGAUACUAUACUCAGCUAUUUUAAAAAGAUGGACCUGAACUUAAAGCCAGAAACAAUAGAAAACUUUGAAGAAUCUUUCACAGAGGAACCAAAUGAAGUCUUUCCAUAUCCUGAUUUUCUCCCUCCACCUUUCAAUACUCUGGACUUGCACAAAUUAGCCCUCUCAAAAUCUGAAAAUUGGAAAGCAACAAUGGAACCACCAGAAAGCUCUAUUGAACUCUUGAUAACUCGUUUACUGGAAAUGGAAAGAAUACAACAUAUGACAAUACAGAAAGAGAGGACAAGACUGCAAACUAACUUGUAUACUCCAGCAGUUACUGAACGACCAUCUUCCUCCAAAACUAUACCCAGAGUGAGACAGCCAAAACUUUCUGAUUCUUUGAGUCUUCAGACAUCUUGUGUAGAUAAAAGUCGAGAAAAAAGAAAAAACAAUUCUGGUUCUUGCAAGCUUGAACAGAAUGCUUCAAAAUGGAAUUGGAGCAAUCCUGGAAAAUAUAGAUGGAAUUCUAGACCAACAUCUCUAAAAAGUUCAUCCACCACAAAACAAUUGAUUGCAACUUAUGAUGACCUUAAGAAUCCAAAAAACUCCAUUUUAAAUCCGUGCCAAGAACUUUCAACCAAGCCUAGUACUGUCCAAACAACUCAAUCACUGGUUAAGAUGGUCUCAACAAGAUGUCUGCCAGCAAGGUCUCCAAUACCAAUUUCACCUGUACCUCUGUCUUUUCCUGAAAAUCAGAGAGAAGAAGUGAAGCCACCAAGGACCAAAAAGAAACUUUACCAAAAAAAUAUAGUACUGAAUAGACCAUUCUAUAUUCAGAAGCUAGACUGUUUAUCACCUUCAUUUAUAGCUAAGGAUAAGUGCUCACCCAUUGACCAAAAAUAA